CAGGCUUCCUAUGCGAUCGUGCCAGGGCCCUCGACGAGCACGAACAAGAAGACGCCAUCGACGCUGAAUGGCUACGGCUUGCAUGACGAUCUCAGGUUCGGUCAACGCAGUCUUGCAGCGCAAGCCGAGUCUUCUCACCCUCUCGAGCGUCAUCUCGACAAUUACGAUGACACGCAGGAUGCGCUCAAGAUGACCCUCCAACGCAACCUCUACGGCCUUCAUGCUCCGGUCAGACAGAUGAUGGAGCGAGACCUCGCUUCUCAAAAUCCUCAUUUUCCCGGAAUGGGCAAGAGCCUGAGCCAGCUACACCUCGAUGUGCUGAGAGGGAUGGACGAGCUUGCAAGCAUGGCAAACGUCUCACAGGUCGCUUCGGACUCUGCUGCUGUCGUACUCGAUCAGCACACCGCCAUGGAACGGCAACGAGGUCUAUGA
Messenger RNA from Mixia osmundae IAM 14324, 432 nucleotides. RefSeq lists its product as uncharacterized. The record is from RefSeq and is a predicted model, not a curated record. Gene Ontology annotation, biological process: proteasome assembly. Gene Ontology annotation, cellular component: nucleus; cytoplasm. NCBI's taxonomy places the organism in Eukaryota, Fungi, Basidiomycota, Mixiomycetes, Mixiales, Mixiaceae. The annotation marks the transcript as partial. The transcript is spliced from 3 exons.